Molecule: messenger RNA, 543 nt
Organism: Lactuca saligna
Lineage: Eukaryota; Viridiplantae; Streptophyta; Magnoliopsida; Asterales; Asteraceae
Source: the annotation of a GenBank genome assembly
AUGAAACAGAAUAGAGCUGGAAAAUUUGUAUUCAAAGGGAAAUUUCGUUUGAUAAAAUUUGGAAUAUUUGUUGACGAUAGUGAUCAAUCGGAAUCAGACAAUCUUUUUAAUCCCGCAGAAACUGAGGAUGUUGUGAUUUCAAUUUCAGAGCCUGAGAAUGAAGAAGUUCAUGGAGGUGAUGAGGACUUCAGUGGUGAUGAUGAUUUCCUGAUUGAGUUGGGUUUUAGUGGGAUCAACGAUGAUAUCCCCUCGAGUAUUGAACUUAAUCUCGAUGAUGAUGAUGAUUUUGGUCCACUUCCAGGAUUCGACAGCAGGUGCUUUAAAAGGGUCAAUGAAGUUGCUCAACCAGCAACCGAGAGUGGGGAAGAUGUUAGUGCUCUCAAAAUUUUUCUCUCCUCUUCAAAACCUAUGGAGGUCUCUUCAAGUCCAAGAGAUGUGGUUUCAGAGAUUCCUCCCUCUGAAUCAAAUGUCUCUACUUCUGCUCCACUUUUAAGUGAAUCGACACAUCCCCAAACUUCCAUGUCUCCUUUGAAAAGAAGAUGA